UCUUAAUUUUUUUGUCGAAAACAGCUGCGUCGCAAGCUCCAAUACAUCAUAGUAGGUCAACAAACGUCGAACAAAUAUAAUAAUGCCUACACUUUUAUGUAAAGUACACACAGCUAGUGUUUUUAACCCCCGUGUCUUCGUGAUUUCCCUUGAGUCCGUGAAUGUAUCGCGCCAUACAACGUGCAUAAUUAGCCCGAUAAGGAGCCAAGUCAGAGCUCAGACCUUCAAGAUGGUUUAUGUCAUUUUAUUGUGCCCAACAUCACAUUCUUGUGAUGCAUCCUUAAGAAAUGAUUCAUACUAAGUCUGCAUACAGUGCCACACUGCUGCUGCUGUGUGAUACGAGGAGGUGGGAGUAACAGCUUCCUCUGUUUCUAAAAAGAAAUGACGAGACAUCUUCCUGGAGCUGCUGCAGCAGGGGUGGAUUUGGCUUUCGGGCUCCUGCAUUGCACAAUCUUUCCCCUCUGCUCAGGCAGAUAAAUAAGACAAAAGAAAGAGCGCUGGGAGACGAGGAGAAGGGGAAAGACUUUACGGAGGAAAGGACAGAAAAGAGCCACAGUGGAGUGAGGGGGUGUGGAACAUAACUGGUUAAAAGAAAGAGGGGGAGAAGUUGAAUGGCAGAGGAGGAGGUAUGAGAAGAGAAAGGGAGGCAGGGGCAGACACGAGGAGCAGAAGGUAGAGUGAGUUACACUGCAGUAGAAUGAGGGUUAGAGUCAAACAGAAAGCCAAAAAGCAUUUGAGCUGCCAGCCUUUCCCACGCCACUCAGGAUCCGUCGCUUUCUGAAGAGACAAGAGCAGGAAUCCACCGUGGAGGCGAGAAGGAGAAGGAGGAGGGGGGCUGAGGAGGAGGAGGAAGCCAGAGGUUCUACACACAAGAUGGCUGCUGUGUCCUCUGCCUCUGACACUGGGGACCCCAGGGGCCGACAUCCCCCUGAGCGUAGACUGCUGAUCCUGGGGGGGCCACAGUCUGGCAAGACCUCCACCGCCAACACCAUCCUGGGAGAUGAGAUCUUCGACUCUGGGACGGAGACUACCCACAGCAACGUGGGCCAGACGGAGAUCUAUGGCCGACGGGUCACUGUGGUCGACACUCCACCGUGGGCCAUUCCCAGUGACCCAGAGGACAACGAGGAAGCUGACAGCAACGACAACGCUGGUGCCGAGUCAGACAGCCCACCGCAGCCCCCGCCAAGCCUGGACAGUGAGGGGCCAUGCAUGGGAGCCAUACUCUGCCCCCCUGGACCCCACGCCAUCCUGCUGGUCUUGUCGGUCACCCAGCCCUUCACUGACAUCCACAGGAGGGCUGCAGAGGAGCAGCUCGGUGCGCUGGGUGGAGGGACAUGGAGGUACUCCAUGGUGGUCUUUACUGGAUUGGACAAGCUGCCUAAAGGUGUGUUCAUUGAGGAGCACAUAGCGAACACUGGAGAGGCCCUACAGUGGCUGGUGGAGAGAUGUGGCAGCAGGUACCACGCAUUUGAUAACACUCGAAAAGACACAGAAGACAACUCACAGGUACCAGAGCUGAUGGAAAAGGUGGAGGAAAUGAUCACUGACAACCAAGGCUGGUACUUUGAGGUGAACGAGUUGAUUUUACUAGAGGAAGAGCAAGCCAGGAGAGCUCUGGAAGAGGAGAGGAUGAGGAUGGAGGAACACGCUAGACAGAGGGAGCAGAUGAUCGGAGGACCUCCCAGAGAGUUGAGACUGCUGUUGUUGGGCUGGAAGGGUGUCGGGAAGAGCUCGGUGGGGAACUCCAUUCUGGGCCGUCGAUACUUUGAGUCGGGCCAGGAGACAGAGCUGUGCCUUAGGAGGCAGGCGCUCGUAUCUGGUCGUCGGGUCACCAUCGUUGACACCCCGGGCUGGGAUUGGUUCUCGGUCAGGCGAACCCCAAAGCGCAUCCGCCAGGAGUCCCAGCGUGGAGCUGCCCUCCUGCGACCCGGACCCCACACCCUCCUGCUGGUCCUCCCCGUGGUGUCAUCGCUCACCGCCAGGAAGAGGCGAACGCUCCUGGCUCACAUAGAGACUCUGUUUGGGGACAGUGCGUGCCUCCACACCAUGGUGUUGUUCAGCUGUGGUGAUUGGCUGGGCCGCACGCCCAUCGAGGAGCACAUUCUUCGAGGUGGGCGGGAGCUGCAAAGACUACUGGAAUACUGUGGGAACUAUUACCACGUCCUGGACAGUAAGACCCCUGGCAAGGACAGGAGUGUGUCAGUUCUACUGGAUAAGAUAGAGGAGAUGAUCAGAGAGAACGGAGACAAGGCCUUCCUCCCUAUACAGACCGAGUGGUUGAGCGAGGAGAGCUCCUACUCCUCUGACAACACCGAGCCUGAGGAUGACUGUCGAGGAUGCCAGCUACAGUGACAUGAUAACACUGAAAGGAAAGGCUUUUUAUCCUCCUUCAGAGUCCUCAAUAGGCCCAAACAUCAGCUUGUGCAACUCAAACCUGAUCUAGAUAUCCCGCCCUGACUCUGAAGAGUUUUAGGGAAAACAAGCUCUUUGUUAAAAACGACAGAACUCUUUCAUCACUGAGCAAAGCUCAACGUGGACCGAAAGUGCAAUGCACGCCUGAGUUCAAAACACUCUCCCCAAACCCAAGAGGAGAAAUAUUCUGCUUCUGCCUCAAGGGACAAGAACUCAAUCCCUCUUUGUGAGCAUGUAUACAGAUAACUGCUGCUAAAGAGACCCUGUUCAACACUGCAGAGUAAAGAAUUACUCAUCAUUGUAACUAUGUUCAGACCUCGCUAAUACAAGUUGAAAGCUUAAAAUCAAAACCAAAUGCUUAUACCGAUGAUAUAAUCAGGACAGGUCAGAUUUGAUAGUUGGUCUGCAGUAAUAGUGUCACUCUUGGUUAUUGGAAGACGAAAAGGAAAUGUCUCUAUGUGUGAAACCUUGCCUUGACUUUACAAUAUAGUCAUCCCCUCUCUUCAGUAAUACCAUUUCUGUCAUUCAGUUCACAUUGGUGGUUCAAAUUAAAUGGUCUGAGUGAAAUCCACUAAUUGAAUAUCAAUAUGGAGUGUGUGCACACCAGUUUAAAAGUCAGCCUUGAGUUGUCUGUACAGUCUGGUAUCAUAAAAGCAAAUGACAUGAAGCAUCUGCCAACUUUCGGACAUUUUACGAGUGAUGUUAAAAUUCCCUUCAUUAAUAUUUUGUUUGUUUCCGCUCAGGGAGUCAGGGUUGAAAAGCUUCCUCCAGGACAAAAUCUGGUACGUUUACAGGAAUGCUGCUUAACGCUGAUUGCUAAAGCGCAGACUUAAGUCACUUAUGAAUUCAAACUGGAGUUUUUCUGCAAGUAUUUGCUUCACUUUGUUGAAAGUGGUAGAGAGUCCAUGUUUGCCCAUUGGUUGGAAUUGAAAAAAGUAAAUUGAGUGCAUCUAAAGCAGUCAACACAGUCAUACCUAGCCUGCCUCUGUUGUAGCAUUCAUGCACACAAGCAGCUCUAAAAAGCAUUAAGGAGAGGCUGUGUUGAAACUAUGUGCAGUCUCAGAUCCCUGCAGAGCUACUUGGGCCGGCUCUGCUUCGCUGUUUGCAUUCAUGCAUCCAGUGCAUUUAUCGACAAGGUAGAUUCAGCUAUGUGCCUCAGCAUCAAAGCGUGAGAGUUGGAGUACAGCCCUGCAGCAGGCAGUAACCUACUACAUCAGCUACAUCAAGCUUUUGCAUGCUUCAGAAACCACACAACCUCAUGAACCAUACAAGCUCGCAUAGGGUUUUUACUACCUUUUUCUACAUUCAGACAUCUGUUCCUGACAUCCAUAGUGAUGUUUUGAAAAUAUGAAAUAAAUAUAUAUUCAGCUCUCAGAGGCAUGUUAAGACACCGCAUGCAGAUAAAUGAGUGCCUAUGGAGUUGACAGCAACCUCACUUCUUAUUCCUCUGACUCUUGCUCGAGCGAGUAAGUGUGUGGGAAUUUAUGGUCAAGCAUCACAUCUGUCUACCUUUACAACUGCAAAAAAUAAGAGAAAAAAGAGAAAUCCUGCUCUGAAAUUUACAAGUAAAAGCAUAUACAACAUGAGACCGAUACCACUGCCAUGCUGUAAAAUUUUCUUUUAUACACAUGACGUAGCCUACAAAAGAAACCCAGACCCUGCUUCCUCUCUGCUUUACUGACUCUGUGCUUCAUGUAGUGAUGUAGGCUACCGCAGCACUUUGUGUGACGAGCAUGACUUUACAAUUUGAUAUGAGGAUGUUUCAGACAUUCCUCUGGAGUCUUAGAGUCCCACUUCACCUGUGAAUAUGUUGUAUAAGCUGUGUAUAUUUCUAGUAUAAAAUAUGUUACAUUGUACGCAAUUAGCGAAGCAUUUUGCACUGUGUAAGUCCUACCACUUUACUGUAGCCAAAGUGACUUUACUUCUUGUGUGGUCCAUCCUAAAUGGUGAUUGCAUCAUGAGUACUUUGCUCAUCCUCAGAAAACAAUAAAAUAUAUGGAUAUA
Molecule: messenger RNA, 4419 nt
Organism: Scatophagus argus
Lineage: Eukaryota; Metazoa; Chordata; Actinopteri; Scatophagidae
Product: GTPase IMAP family member 8
Exons: 7
Coding region: 874-2355 (493 amino acids)
Molecular function (GO): GTP binding
Source: RefSeq, a predicted model, not a curated record